This is a messenger RNA of Ictalurus punctatus (channel catfish), 2295 nucleotides long. RefSeq names its product cytochrome P450 2G1-like. The transcript is spliced from 9 exons. Gene Ontology annotation, molecular function: iron ion binding; heme binding; oxidoreductase activity, acting on paired donors, with incorporation or reduction of molecular oxygen, reduced flavin or flavoprotein as one donor, and incorporation of one atom of oxygen. The coding region runs from base 80 to 1552 and encodes 490 amino acids. Gene Ontology annotation, cellular component: cytoplasm; intracellular membrane-bounded organelle. The record is from RefSeq and is a predicted model, not a curated record. Gene Ontology annotation, biological process: xenobiotic metabolic process. Lineage: Eukaryota; Metazoa; Chordata; Actinopteri; Siluriformes; Ictaluridae.
GCAGGAGAGCGCUUUAAGCAGAAGUGCGCAAUAGAUUCACAACUCAAAAAAGUGCAAAUAUUGUUUCUGAAGAAGAGCUAUGGAUAUCUCCAGCACUUUACUUCUGCUGGGUUUAGUGAUAGCUCUGUUAAUAUUGCUCAGAUGGAGGAAUCAGCCACAUAAUCUUCCUCCAGGACCUACAGCUUUGCCUCUACUUGGAAACAUUCUUACCAUGGACAACCGCGCUCCCUUUAAAACCUUUUUAAAGUGGAGUAAGACUUAUGGUCCUGUGAUGACGGUAUAUUUGGGAACCCAGAGAGUCCUUGUCCUGGUGGGCUAUGACACAGUGAAAGAAGCCCUUGUUGACAACGCGGAUGAUUUUAUUGGCAGAGCCCCUGUUCCAUUCCUUCAGAAAAUUGUGAAAGGCUAUGGCAUUGCAAUCAGUAAUGGAGAGCGCUGGCGUCAGCUCAGGAGGUUCACACUCACUACACUGAGAGAUUUUGGCAUGGGACGCAAGCGGAUGGAGGGGUGGAUACAGGAAGAAAGCGGACACUUGCUGGAUACCAUCAAGGAAACAAAUUCUUCUCCAGUUGACCCCACGUUCUACCUGAGCAGAGCCGUGUCCAACAUCAUCUGCGCACUGGUGUUUGGUGAACGCUUCAGUUAUGAAGAUUGUCACUUCCUGCGUCUGCUCCAGGUCUUCACUGGAGUACUGCAGUUUGGCAGCAGCACAUGGGGACAGUUGUAUAAUAUCUUUCCAUGGCUAAUUGAGCUACUUCCUGGUAAGCAUCGCAAAGUUAUGAACGAUGUGGAUGAAGUCAUGGACUUUUCUAGGGGCAAAGUACAAGAGCACAAGGACAGUUUGGACCCCGAUAACCCACGAGACUUCAUCGACUGCUUCCUGAUCCGACUCAAACAGGAAAAGGACAAUCCCAAUACGGAGUUUCACUAUGAAAAUUUGAUAGCCACUGUCUUAAACUUAUUCCUGGCUGGGACUGAGUCCACAAGCACUACUAUCAGAUAUGCUCUCAUGUUACUGAUCAAGCACCCUGAAAUACAGACUUGCAUGCAGAAAGAGAUCGACACUGUGAUUGGACGAGAGAGAAGCCCUUCAUUGGAAGACAGGAAGUCCCUCCCAUUUACUGAUGCAGUAAUCCAUGAAGUGCAGCGUUAUAUCGAUCUCGUGCCGCUCAAUGUUCCUCAUUACACCACACAUCAGAUUACAUUCAGAGGCUACACAAUUCCAAAGGACACAGUAAUCUUGCCCUUGCUUCACUCUGUUCUGAGGGAUGAGGAACACUGGGAGAAGCCCUGGUCAUUUGACCCAAGACAUUUUUUGGACAAAAAUGGCAACUUUAAAAAGCACCCUGCAUUCCUGCCUUUUUCUGCAGGCAAGAGGUCCUGUGUGGGCGAGUCUCUGGCGCGUAUGGAGCUAUUUAUUUUCCUGGUGUCUCUGCUGCAACAUUUCACCUUUACCACACCUGGAGGACCUGAGAGCGUGGACUGCACUCCUGAAAUCAGUGGCUUUGCCAACCUGCCUCGCAAAUACCAACUUAUUGCUACCCCCCGCUGAACUAAGAUUACUGCAGGCAGACAGUUCAGUCUUAAUGCAAUUACUAGUGCAAAGAUUGUAGCCUAAACUCAUCUCGCAUAGAUUUUCAUGGAUUUAAAGAACCCGAGAUAAUAUUUGUUUAUAUACCAUACAAGCAUAUUUAGGAAUGAAUGUUAUGUUUUGAGUAAGGAAUAAUUGAUGAAGUUCCGUGGUAAUGCAUUACACCUAUUUUCUAAUAAUUCAAUGGACCUGAGUCAAGUAUUCCACUUAUAGCACAGUCACCACACCUCUAGACAUUGUUCAGCUGUUUAAGUUUAAGACAUUUGUCAGGUUUUUGUCCUUAAAACGCUCUUGUGUUUGGAACUAAUUUAUGACACAUCCCAUCUUAAGCCUCCGUUGCUAAUUCCAAAACGUCAUUUUAGAGCUACUGAAGGAGGCUUGAGCCAUUGAUAUGCAUUAGAGAGAGAGAGAGAGAGAGAGAGAGAGAGAGAGAGAGAGAGAGAGAGAGUGAAGGAUAUAAAGUGUAAUCAAUGUGUGUAACUACAAAGUUUACUAUUGUUUGGAUAUGUUAAUCAGGUAUAAUCCGGUAUGUAUACCCAACAGUUAAGAAUUACUUGUGGGAAGCAUUAUCUAAACUCAUAGUACAUUUGUUGAUCAAGUUAUAAUCUAAGUGUGUAUUGAGCUAGAAUAAUUCUUUGUCAGUCCGUACCUCUAUGCACAGCAGGCCUAAUUUAAAACUAUAAAACACAUUCUAACAAGUGGUA